Messenger RNA from Pogoniulus pusillus (Red-fronted tinkerbird), 1622 nucleotides. RefSeq names its product inositol 1,4,5-trisphosphate receptor-interacting protein-like 1. Lineage: Eukaryota; Metazoa; Chordata; Aves; Piciformes; Lybiidae. The record is from RefSeq and is a predicted model, not a curated record. Gene Ontology annotation, cellular component: membrane. The transcript has a single exon. Bases 1 to 1494 code for a protein of 497 amino acids.
AUGAAGGUUCACGAGGAGCUCGAUGGGGCCACAAGUGACAACAUGAGGGAGCAUGAGAUGGAGAUCAACCAGGAGAUGACUCGGAUGAUGGAGGAGAUGGAGAGGAGAAGCCGAGUGCAGUCGAGCGUCGUGCCCCUGGUCCUGCAGGAGUGGCUUGAAGGGCACAGUAUCCUGGCCUGGGAAGCUGUGCUCUUUGCUGCCAUUGCUGCAGGCCUUAUCCUCCUCUUUUGGCUCUGCUGGUGGUUCAGGGAAAGGACCCCUGAGCCUGACUCCAUCUGCACAACAUAUGAGACCUCAGACAUGGAUGCAGACAAUGAAGAAGAGAAAGAAAGUGAUGGGAAAGGUCCUGUAGAGGUGGAGGAAGGAGACAGGAUUUUCGUCAGGCACACCAAGUGGCCUCUGCAAAAAAUGCUGUCCAAGAGCGAGAUGGUGAAGCAGCUGGUGGACAACCUCGUGCAGGUCAUGCAGGGGCAGCUGUCAAACAGUUUCAUGCCACUGCUGCAGCCUCCCAUUGGUGUGGGCAGCACCUUUGAAGGCUGGAGUCCCUAUGAGGCUGACGACGUUAUCUACCACCUCCUUGUGCCCCUGAAGCCCCCCCCUGGGCAUGACUUCCACCUGCAGUGGGUGAACAGGGGUCCCAGGCCAGCCAGGGAUGCCCUCAUCCGUGUGGAAGUCCAAUGCAGCUGUGGAGUACCAAACAUGCCUUGCUUUGUCCACCGCAAUAGGAAACACCUGAAGAGGAUGAAGCAGGUACCCAGCAUCCUGGACAGCCUCUGCACUGGUUCAUACCUAGAUGUGGAGAAACUUGCAGAGUGGUUCCAGUGCUUGGUGAAGAAAGCCUGGGUGGCACUGCCUCAGGCACGUCGCUACGAGAUGAAAGUGCUGCCCUACAGCCAACGUUCAUGCCUGAUGAAGCUGAAAAGAGCCUCCAGGACUACUUCAUUAAUUGAGAUCCUGUUUGGGGUGCAGCAAGAAGACUCAGACAUCUUUCUCAGCAGCCAGAAUGCAGGCGACUCAGACACUCCAAGCACCCUGUGGACAAAGAGCUACCUUGUGGCAGAGGUUAAGUUCUUCAGCCAUAUGGCCAAAAAGGUCCCACAGGGCAGAUACCACCUCAAAUGCCUGCGUCUCUGCACCAGCGUCCUGGAGGACACAAACUUUACACCCUACAUCUUCAAGACAGUUGUCAUGCACCUCCUCAACACCAAACCCGUGUCAGGAUGGUGCAGACAGGAAUGCAUCAUGCGGCUGGCAGACAUCCUGAGGUACCUGCACUGCUGCCUGCAACACAGAAAGCUUAACUUCUUCUUCUUUGGCAACGCAGAGAUGCCCCAGGAGAUCAUCUUGCCUCCAGACUUCCACACAUCUGAGCCACACAACCUCCUGCAGCAUCUGGUGCAGAGCCCGGCUGCCCACGCCAAGGCCCUGAGACAGUUUGAGGAGAUUCAGGAGGAGCUCAUGAACAGGCUGUACUAUGGGGGCUUAAACAGAUAGUCAUAAUUGUCACAGAGUGAGCUCUGUCACCACCCAGACAGGGACUGUCCUCGCCUCUUCCACAAGAUUGCCUUUGUUACCCUGAUGGACUCGGACAAGACUCCUAGCCAAAAGCUCAGGGAUGCACA